UUACAGAUGAGUUUUAAUCCAAAAUCAAAGGAUAAAGCCGGUGAAUUGAGUACUUAUCGUGAUAUGCGGUUUCAGGGAUCUUUGACUGAUCAGGAAAGACUGUUAUCUCAGUCCACGACUUUGUAUAUUGGAAAUCUUUCUUAUUUUACAUCAGAGGAACAAGUAUGGGAAUUGUUUCGUCGUACUGGUGAUAUUCGCCGUGUUAUUAUGGGACUUGAUCGCUUCCAGAAAACUCCUUGUGGUUUCUGUUUUGUUGAAUAUUAUACACGUGCCGAUGCUGAAGAUGCUCUGCGUUAUGUCAAUGGUACAAGGUUGGAUGAUCGUGUGAUUCGUUGCGAUUGGGAUGCUGGUUUCAAAGAAGGACGGCAGUAUGGACGUGGAAAGCAUGGAGGACAAUACAGACAAAACUUUGAUGCUGGUAGGGGUGGCUGGAACAAAACUAUACAGAAGCGUUCUGAACAUAUGAAUCAGAGACCAAAAAAUUCAAUGUUACUGAAUUUAUUUUGUUUCUUAACUACUUUCAAGUUGCUUUAUGCUGAAAAUUCUGAAAUUCGCGAACGUCUAAAUAUUAUCCACACGGCUCGUGAGAAUUCAGUUGAUGUUCUGAUGAAACAUGUUUUGAGGAAUUUUUUGAGCAAGCUUAACAUAGACGUGGAUGAUACAAAUCAGCCAGUUUUUAAGAAAGCUCAGGUUGCUCUUUCAGUUGAGGAUUUAUCUGUGCUCAAGCGUUAUUUACAAAGCGAGAAAACUGUUGAAGAGUUUGGAUUAAGAGAAGAUUUGCGUUUUGCUUUGGAAAAUUUUCUUGUAGAGGCGGAUGUUCGAUCACAAAACUCAAUUCUUGCUUUACUCCAUUCAAUUUUGCCUUAUCUAAUGUUACUCAAUUUGUUAUUAGUUCUUCCUGCUUCUAUAAUUUUAAUCCGCUGGGUUUGCAGUUUUCGUCGACUCUGUUUUGUUGUGUUUGUUAGUGCAUUUGGAAUUUCAUAUUAUUUUGCAUAUAUUCGAAAAUAUCAAGAAGUUUUAGCACAACGAUUUGAACGUGCAAACUGGGAUAGUUCUAAACAUUCUUGUACACCUCGAGGUUUAAUGAGUGAGGCGUUUGAUGUUCUUUUGAGUUAUGUUACAAUCAAAGAUAAAAGUGACUGUUUAAAGUCAUAUGAGGACAUGUUGAUUGAGCCAAUUCUUCUCGUUGAUCCACUUCAGGUGCUCGCCGAGGUGCUUUCAAACUUUGUUCUAUCUCCAUUUUCGAUUGCUGGACUACAUCUUAACCGAUUUUUCAUAAGAUUCUUUGAAAAUACACCAAUCCCAUUGGCACUUCUAAUGGCAGUUCUUCUGUGUUUAAUGCCCGUAUUAAUUGUGUGGAUCGUUCUUCGUAUUCGAGAGCAUUUGGCCAAUGAAAGACGCGAAGACGAACGAAAAGGACGACUGAAAAUGAUUGAUCACUCAUCAACUCAGCCUUGUUUGACUACAUUACCUGCUGAUAAUGUAACCGAGGAAAGGGAACGAAGAUUAAGGCGGAGAGCUAUUGGACAUGAUCGAUCAUCAUCCGUUUCUUCUUUACGAGAAAUCCGAGAGCGGAUGAGGAGGAGGGAAAUUGAACAAUAA
Molecule: messenger RNA, 1602 nt
Organism: Meloidogyne enterolobii
Lineage: Eukaryota; Metazoa; Nematoda; Chromadorea; Rhabditida; Meloidogynidae
Source: the annotation of a GenBank genome assembly